This is a messenger RNA of Scedosporium apiospermum, 1518 nucleotides long. RefSeq names its product Ammonium transporter 1. The record is from RefSeq and is a predicted model, not a curated record. The coding region runs from base 1 to 1518 and encodes 505 amino acids. The transcript is spliced from 4 exons. Gene Ontology annotation, molecular function: ammonium channel activity. Gene Ontology annotation, biological process: ammonium transmembrane transport. Lineage: Eukaryota; Fungi; Ascomycota; Sordariomycetes; Microascales; Microascaceae. Gene Ontology annotation, cellular component: plasma membrane.
AUGUCGGACCAAGAUAACGUCGAUUUGGAUUCGUUGAAUUAUGUCGUCAAGGCUCCGUAUAACGGCACCGGGCCGACGGGAGGGGAUCCGCUGACCGAGAAUAUGAACAUCUGGUACGAGUCCGGCGAUCUGGGUUGGGUAAUAAUGGCGACGGCUCUCGUCCUGUUGAUGGUCCCUGGUAUUGGAUUCUUCUACUCCGGCCUCGCUAGACGCAAGUCCGCCCUCUCCCUCAUCUGGCUCUCCGUCAUGUCCGUCGCCGUCACCUGCUUCCAGUGGUUCCUCUGGGGCUACUCCCUCACCUUCUCGCACACCGCGGGCCCCUUCAUCGGCAACCUCGAAAACUUCGGCUUCCGCAACGUCCUCGGCGCGCCCUCCGUCGCCUCUGACCGCAUCCCCGACCUCCUCUUCGCCGUCUACCAGGGCAUGUUUUCCGCCGUCACCGUCGCGCUAGCCACGGGCGCCAUCGCCGAGCGCGGUCGCAUGCUCCCCUGCGUCGUCUUCAUGUUCGUCUGGGCUACUGUCAUCUAUGACCCCAUUGCCUGCUGGACGUGGAAUCCCAGCGGUUGGUCGAACAAGAUGGGCGGUCUUGAUUUUGCGGGAGGAACGCCUGUGCAUAUCGCUUCGGGGACGGCGGCCUUGGCGUAUUCCAUGGUCUUGGGGAAGAGGAGGGGGCACGGUACGCACGAGCUCAACUACCGCCCGCACAAUGUGACGCACAUCGUCAUCGGGACGGUUUUCCUCUGGGUCGGGUGGUUUGGUUUCAAUGCCGGUUCGGCGUUGAGCGCUAACAUGAGGGCCAUCAUCGCCACAGCUGUUACGAAUCUUGCUGCUUGUGUGGGUGGAAUUACGUGGUGUGUGCUCGACUACAGGCUUGAGAAGAAGUGGUCGACCGUGGGCUUCUGCUCGGGUAUUAUUGCUGGCCUUGUCUCCAUUACCCCGGGUUCGGGUUAUGUCCCCGUCUGGGCAGCCGUCAUUUUCGGCGUCCUCGGCGGCGGCUUCGCCAACUACGCCACCAAGCUCAAAUUCAUCCUCGGAAUCGACGACGCCCUCGACAUCUUCGCCGUGCACGGCAUAGGCGGUCUCGUCGGCAACAUCUGCACUGCCUUCUUCGCCUCGCGCCAGAUCGCUCACCUCGACAACGUCCAGGUCAUCAAGGGCGGCUGGAUCGACCACCACUGGAUGCAGCUGGCCUACCAGCUCGCCGACUCCUUCGCCGGCGGCGCCUACUCGUUCGUGGGUACCUGCGUCAUCCUCUUGAUCAUGAACUUGAUCCCCGGUCUCCGGCUGCGCGUGGGCGAGGAGGCCGAGAUCUUGGGUAUCGACGAUGCGGAGAUUGGGGAGUUUGCUUAUGAUUAUGUUGAGUUGACGAGGGAGGUGCUGGCGGAUGUGGAGAAUGAAACGGGGAGUGUGAGGUAUUCGGGGGAUGCGGGGACGUUUAGGUCGUUUGAGAAGCAUAAUGCGCCGUUGGUACCGCCGAGGGCGCCGCAGUUUAGGCAUGGGCAGGGGAUGCAUAGAUGA